AAGAAAGAUGUUGUGGUGAUGGAAAAACCGCUGACGACACACGAGAAGCAAGAAAAGGAAGAGUAUGGAUCAGAAGAACAAGGUGAACUGAAGAUGACUGUGAAAGAACUAGACAUUACUCUACAACCCAUCUGUGAAAUGCCAACAGCUGAUGAUCCCACACUGAUGCAAGAUCAUGGAAAAAUUGAUAACAUUGAGACUAUACCUUGUAGGGAUAAGAUUGAGAGUAAAUGCUAUAAUCCUGGUUGA
Acaulospora morrowiae is the source of this 249-nucleotide messenger RNA. The record is from the annotation of a GenBank genome assembly. NCBI's taxonomy places the organism in Eukaryota, Fungi, Glomeromycota, Glomeromycetes, Diversisporales, Acaulosporaceae.